AUGAACAAAUUCAUAAUUUUUUGUGCGUUAUACUGUGUUGCUCUGGCAGUUAGUCUGUCACCUGAAGGAAGUCAAUGCCAAUGUGGUGAUGGCUCCUCUACUCCAUCUGGGGAGCUGUGUGUUUUCACCAACUGGUGUGGAGGCAGCACUGAUGAGAGACAAGGUUCCCCCAGUGAAAACUGUGAUUUUGAAAAUGAUCUUUGCAAAGCUCUUCAAGAAGAGAAUUUACAGCUUGGAUGGAUUAGAAGAAAUGGUCAAUCUAGUGUGGGACCACCAUACUCUGACCAUAGUGGGAAUGACACUGCUUAUUUCCUUUCUUUGUCCUCUGAAAUGCGAUCUUCUGCAACUUUAAGGACCAUUGUUUUCCUUCCGACUGACCGACACGUUUGCCAGAUUACAUUUCAUUAUUGGAUCAGUCAGGGUGGAACAUUGAUGGUGGGACUUCAAAAGCACUCUGAAGAUGCUAUUGAAAACAUCUGGAAAGAUUCAGGAGAACUGCAAAAUCAGUGGAAAGCAAAUAGUAUCACAAUCAAUAACACUAAAAAGUUUGAGGUUGUCUUUUGGGCGAUGGUGGAAAUGCAAAGGCAACACGAAACUGUUGCGAUUGAUGAUAUUUCUUUCAGUGAAGGAUGUUCUCCAGCAUUUGGACUGCAGACUUCCAGCUUUGAGCUUGGUAUGUGCGAGUGGAAUUUGGAUCAGCCAGCUGAGUUUUUUUCUUGGGCACGACUACAGGCAGGGCACAGGGUUGCCUCUUGUUUUUCUCUGAAAUCUUGCAGCAACAAUACUGAAGGCUGUUUGGUGUGGUUAGAAGCUAAUGACAAUGCAUUAUACAAAAGUGCUUAUCUUAACAGCUCCAUGUGUCAUUGCUCCAGCAAGAAUUGCCAUUUUCAAUUUCAUUACUCCAUGGCAGAUAGCAGCGUUCUCAAGGCAGUACUGUAUACUAAUCAGGAGGAACAUAUCUUGUGGGAAAACAGCAUCGCAACUAACAAGGAAUGGGCCAAAGUGGAUAUACAUAUACCAACAGGGAUAGAAAAAUUAAAGCUUACUUUAAAAGGAACAAUACAGAGCAGGGUGGGGUUCGUCUGUCUGAAUAACAUCCAGUUCUUGGAUACCACACCAUCAGACCCACCAGAUUUCUGCUCCUUAGAAGAAUUCACCUGCACUACUAGGCAAUCCACUGAGCCUGGAUCACCCUGUGACUCUCACCCAGACUGCUCUGAUGGCAGCAACGAGGAUCCAGCAGCCUUCUCUAAUUACACUAUAUGUAAUUUUGAGACUGACUUCUGUGGAUGGAAGCCAUUGAACACAGGUGAUGCUGACUGGCAGAUAAUGAAAGAAGAAGCUCCCUUGGACAGCAGAUUCCCUGACAGAGAUCAUACAACUAAUGCUAGACAUGGAACAUUCAUUUACUUCAAUGGAUCACGUCAGAUGUACACAAAGAUGGCCAUGUCUCAUCUGGGGAGCCCCUUCCUUGUCAAGCUGUCCCCUGGGGUUUCCUGCUGUCAGGUAAGAUUUUGGUAUCGGCUGUCUCAGGGUUCCCAGCUUUCUGUCUUUAAGAGAACUGCCCUGGAUGGAAAUUUGGAAAAACUGUGUGACAUUUCAGGAUUGCCUGAGAUGCAGUGGACAAAAGUGACUAUGCCAAUAGACAGUGCAGCUGGGGGCUUACCUUUUCAGAUUAUUUUCCGAGCUACCAUUCUAACAAUAAAUGCUACUGUUGCUAUUGAUGACAUCAGUAUAACAGAAGAAUGUAGAGUUGUAAAUAAAUCACUAUCAGCUGUAUCAGUUGUCAGGCAACAAACUGAAGGGGGAACAGAAAUGGCAGAAACUAAUUCUUCAUCUCUUUACUGCCCAGUGGGACUUUUCUCAUGCGGGGAUGGACAAUGUAUUUCACCUGACAAACUCUGUGAUUUUACACCUGACUGUUCAAAUAGCCAUGAUGAAGCCAAGUGUUCUGCUGUGUGUGACUUUGAAAGAGAUAACUGUGGUUGGUUUGAAACCGCAAGCGCAGAUGGAUUUGACUGGGUAAGAAGUUCCAGUAGUGCUCUUGCACCUGCUUUUCAGAAGCAAGCUCCUCUGCGGGAUCACACCUACAACAAGUCUGAAGGUCAUUUUCUGUUCAUUUUGAAAAACAGCAGCAGCAUUUCACAAGUUGCUCAGCUACGAAGCCCAAAGUUCACGCAAACUGGAUCAAAUUGCACAAUGUCUUUUUGGUAUUACAAUUACGGUCAGUCAGUUGGAGCGGCAGAGAUGCAAUUGCUUGUGGAUGGGCUGAAAGAACCUACUGUCCUUUGGAGAGUGUAUUACAAUCAUGGAAAUCAAUGGUUGAAGACAUUCAUUCAGCUUGGACGCCUUUCACAUCCCUUCCAGUUUUCACUCAGUAAAAUCAGCCUGGGUUUUUAUGACGGCGUCUCAGCAAUUGAUGAUAUUACAUUUGAAAAUUGUGCUCUUCCACCACCUGCAUCAAGCUGUGAAGGUCCUAAGCAUUUCUGGUGCAGAAGCACAAAAGCAUGUAUUGACAGGUUAUUGGUGUGUGAUCUUGUGGAUGACUGUGGGGAUGGAUCUGAUGAAGACAACUGUAACCCUGACCUACAGUGUAACUUUGAAAAUGGUUUAUGCAAUUGGGAGCAGGACACUGAGGAUGACUUUGACUGGAUCAGAAUACAGGGUCCAACCCCAACGGUUAAUACAGGCCCACUAAAGGAUCACACAACAGGCACAGGCAGGGGACACUACCUAUACAUGGAGUCCUCUGAGCCACACGAAUUUGAAGAUAAAGCAGUUUUGCUUAGUCCUCUCUUCAACCCUUCUAGCAAUGGAACCUGCAUUUUCCGCUUUCAUUAUCAUAUGCUUGGAAACCAAGUUUACUUGCUGUCAGUCUUCCAGAGAACUGUCAGUAAUACCAAGGGAUGGCUGCUGUGGUACAAGUAUGGAAAUCAAGGAAACAGAUGGAUAAGACAGACGCUGCACAUCAGCAGCUCUAAGCCAUUUCAGAUCUUGGUGAAAGGUACAGUAGGAGAUGGCUUCACUGGAGACAUUGGACUUGAUGACAUGUCCUUUCUAGGCUGUACUCUUUACAGUGGAAACUUGCCAACAAUAUCUACAACUCUAUCAGGAACUUCAGUUCCUGCCACACUCCCCAUGAACAACUGCACAGAGAAUGAGUUUGUCUGUAGAGCCUCUGGACAUUGCAUCCAGAUGAUCCAGAGGUGUGAUUUUAGACCUGACUGCUCUGAUAAGUCUGAUGAAUCAGACUGUGCCAUGGAAGUCUGCAAUUUUGAGGAUCAUACCCUGUGCGGAUGGUAUCAACCAGCCUUGGAACAAAAUUCAAGAACUGAUUCCAUCCACGACACAAAUAUAUUUAAGUGGGAACUUGGAAGUGGAGCAAAUCUAUAUCCUGGGGAAGAAGAACACUGCCCAUCAACUGAUCAUACUACGUAUACUGUAGAAGGCUGGUAUUUGUUUGCAGACAGCUCAAAUGGAGAAUUUGGUCACACUGCUGACAUCGCUACUCCAGUGAUCUCCCUUACGGGGCCCAAGUGCAAAAUCGUGUUCUGGAACCAUAUGAAUGGUUCAACAGUAGGUUCUCUGGAGGUACUCUGUAAAACUGGUAACAAGAUUUCUAAACUAUGGACUCAAAGUGGCAGCCAAGGUCCACAAUGGAACAGAGCAGAAGUGUUCUUGGGAAUUCGUUCAAAUUUUCAGAUUCUUUUCAGAGCAAAACGUGGUGUCAGUUACAUGGGAGAUGUGGCAGUGGAUGAUAUUACUUUUGAAGAUUGUUCCCCUUUGCUCAUCCCAGACAGACCUUGCACAUUACAGGAAUUCACAUGUGCCAACAAGUACUGCAUCCCAAAGGAUAAUCUUUGUGAUUUUGUAAAUGAUUGUGCAGAUAACUCAGAUGAGAGCCCUGCCAUUUGCAGUACCUCUAUUGGGCAUUGUGAUUUUGAGUUUGAUAUUUGUGGAUGGAAGCAAGAUGAAAAUGAUGAUUUUGACUGGAGCCUCAGAACGAGCAGUACUACAAAAUUGGGCACAGGACCAGCUGCUGAUCAUACAUUGCAAGAGCCAUCUGGUCAUUAUAUUUUUAUAAAGAGUUCAUUUCUUCAUCUGCCAGGACAGAAAGCCAGGAUUGCUAGCCCUGUGCUAAGCAGAUUGAAUAAAAACUGCAAGAUACUUUUCUAUUACCAUAUGUAUGGAGCUCACAUUGGAUCAUUGAUUGUCUACCAGAGGACUAUGUCAAAACAUGAAAGAAUCCUCCUUAGUCUUACUGGAAACCAGGGAAAUUUCUGGCAGAGCCAGACACUGAACCUGACUGGAGAUGGAGAGGAAGAUUUCCAAGUCAUCAUUGAAGGGAUAGCUGGAAAAGGUCCCAAAGAUGGCAUAGCACUUGAUGACAUCACAUUAUCUAAGGAGUGUUUACCAUUCCAGGAGUUUUUACCAGCAGAACCCACAACACUGCCUCCAACUGGCUCCUGCUCACAUGGCUAUUGGCAAUGUCAGAACGGCAAGUGUUACAGACCAGAACAAAGCUGUGAUUUUGAAGACAACUGCGGGGAUAAUACAGAUGAGAGUGAAUGCGGCACUUCCUGCACCUUUGAGAAUGGCAGAUGUGGCUGGCAAAAUUCCCUGGCAGACAAUUUUGACUGGGUGCUGGGGGUCGGCUCACCUCAAAGUCUAAGACCUCCCAGGGACCACACGCUUGGAAAUAGAACUGGAAAAUUCCUAUAUCUUGAGGCCACUGCAAUAGGGCUUAAAGAUGAAAAAGCCCAUGUGAAGAGUUCCAGAUUGAAAGAGUCAAGCGGGAGCUGUGUGAUGAGCUUCUGGUACUUUAAGUCAUCAAAAGCCACAGGAUAUAUUCAGGUUCUGAUUAAGACUGAUGUUGGAACAGUGAAAAUAUGGAGUGAAUCAGGAAAUCAUGGUGAUGAAUGGAACAAAGUUAAGUUACACUUGGGGAAGCUGAGAAAUUUUGAAGUUAUCUUUGAAGGCAUUCGUACCAGAGACCUAGGAGGAGGAGCAGCAAUAGAUGACAUAGAGUUCAACAACUGUACCACAGCUGGAGAGGAUCCAAAGGAAUGCCCUGCCCUCACUGAUUUUAUGUGUUGGAAUAAGGAUUGCAUAGAAUCUCAUUUUGUCUGUGACUAUAAACCGGACUGUAAAGACCUAUCGGAUGAAGCUGACUGCAGUUACUACACAAGUAUUCCUGGAAGCUGUAACUUUGAAACACAAGAGCAAGAAUGGACAACUGUAUGUGGAUUAAUACAAGACUCUAGGGAUGAUUUUGACUGGAAUGUUAGCAAAGGUGGUGACUCUGGACAAAAAGGUCCUCUUACUGACCAUACACCAGGUAAAGGACAACGUUUUUUGUAUGUAAACUCAUCUAACCAGAAGGAAGGAAAUAGAGCGAAGAUAAUUACUACCAAAUUCUUCCCAGCCAGCCUUGGGGUCUGCAGAGUUCGGUUCUGGUUCUGGAUGUUUGCUUCUAGGCAAACAGGAGUCUUAAAGGUAUACACGGUUGAAGAACAUGGAAUGGAUAUUCUUAUGUGGUCUUCUAGUAGAAAUGAAGAAAACAAAUGGAUGUAUGCAAAUGUGGUCCUCUCCAGUAACAGCCCUUUCAGAGUUGCUUUUGAAGCUGAAGUGGGGCAGAGUGAACCCACAGAAUUUGCUCUCGAUGAUAUUUCUUUCACCCCAGAGUGUAUGGAUGGAGGACCAGCUGAACCACGGCCUCCAGCUUGCAGCAGUGACCAGUUCACGUGUGCAUAUGUGCAGCAGUGUUUGUCCCUGGAUGCAAAAUGUAAUGGUGUUCAAGAUUGUGUGGAUGGAAGUGAUGAAAUGAACUGUCCCACAAGGACCCCUUCCACUGUAUCUCCGAACUCCUGCAAACAAAUGGAGUUCCUUUGUCCUUCCAAAGGCUGCAUCCCAGCCCUCCUGAUAUGCGAUGGUGUGCCUGAUUGCCCCCUUAACGAAGAUGAAGUUGGCUGCUCCCUUACAGAUUGUUUCAAUGGUUCUUUGUUAUGCACGUCAACUAAUCGAUGCAUAGCAGUCUCCCAGCGUUGUGAUGGCAUUGCAGACUGCAUUGAUUUCAGUCUUGAUGAGUCCAGCUGUUCAGUUUGUCCUGAAGAAUACUGCAAAAAUGGAGGAACCUGCAUCAUCAAAGAUGACAUUCCUUUAUGCCAAUGUGGAAAAGAAUGGAAAGGAAACCGUUGUCACAUAAGUGCUAAGCCUCUUCAACCUCCAAUUUCAAGUCUCCUUAGAAAAGAUAUUUGGAUUGGGUUGGGUAUCGGUUUCUUGCUGAUUAAAAUUGCAGCUGCUGCCUUGUGUUUCCUAUGGAAGAAGAAAGAGCCUGAAAUGAAACGAGAGGAAACGACUAAUACUUCAUUUGCCAACCCAUUGUAUGAAGACCUUAAUUCACCUGGGAAAGUAAAGUCUCCCGGGUACACCACCUCACCCACUGUACAAAUCAGUGUUUCUCCAUGGCAUGAGUAUCCAUUCAAUGAAGGUGUGAAUGCUACCUCUUUUCUAAAUCCUCUCUAUGGUGAGGCAACAGAAGACAUGGAGAAAUUAUGCAGUUCCUUGAAAAUAGACAGAAAACAGGAUUAAUAUUGCUUGUGACUCUUUGCCUGAAGAUUUGUUCUAAAAUCUGAAAGUAUAUUAUGAUACUGCAGCAUUUGCAAUACGAAUGAAUAACUCCCUACAUAAUACUCUUUUAUUGGUAUAAUUAUAUUCAGAAUGCAACAUUACAUUGAAAUGGAAUACAUAAAUAUAUAUAUAAAUGUAUAUCAAUCCAUAUAUACAUAUGUAGUCUUCUUUCAUAUUUCUGUUGAUGCAGAAAUGGAUUGGUAACUAUAACUGUGAAUUCAUUUUGCGUUUGGGCAAUUCAAAUUCCCGUAUGUUAAUAAAAUGUUUAAUCCAAUCCAAAUUCCUGAGGUCUGAGAAUCAUAAUUUUGUGCCUAUUAUUUGAGAAAUGAAAACAAACAUUUUUGUAAUUUUACAUUAGAAAGGGAUUUUAAAUGGCUGUUCUAGUGUUCCAAGGGGCAGAAGAAAAAGGAAAGUAUUUUUAUAAUUAGAUGCAUAUCAAGCUAAUAAAAAAUGGUCAUAAAUCAUGGAUAUGAAUAUCAGCUCAGUAUGUGAUUCAGCAAUGUGACAUACUGGUAUGUACAUUUAUUUUAAAUA
This is a messenger RNA of Oxyura jamaicensis (ruddy duck), 7164 nucleotides long. RefSeq names its product MAM and LDL receptor class A domain containing 1 (gene MALRD1). The transcript has 41 exons. Gene Ontology annotation, cellular component: membrane. Lineage: Eukaryota; Metazoa; Chordata; Aves; Anseriformes; Anatidae. Gene Ontology annotation, molecular function: protein binding. The coding region runs from base 1 to 6591 and encodes 2196 amino acids. The record is from RefSeq and is a predicted model, not a curated record.